AACAAACUGUGAUUGGUGCUCACUGGGACGUCUGCCUUCGCAUUUUGAGCCUCCUACCCUUAGGAUUGGUAGUGCACUCAAAGUAGCCAGCUACAGCAGAACCACAAGUACCGUAACUAAGCAGCAGCCUGGUCAAUAUUUUAUAGCUUCUUAAUGGCCAAUGAUCUUUCAUUCUGAUUUAUAAUUGAGCUCUGAAGCCAUUACCACCUUAUAUCAAGUUUACAUCAAAAAACUGCUGCAGUGCUUUAUAUCAAAACUGUAGCCGCAACAAGCCACAGUUGCCUCACUACUACACAUCUUAACACCUACAAUCAUUCCAGCUGACAGGGUGACCCCACAGUUAACUCCACAAACUCAGGAUGGAGGAGCCCAUUUAUGCAACAGGCAUGGCCGCCAAGCUGAGGAGCCAGUGGGAUCGUAAUGAUGGUCUGGGACAGAAUCACAAGGCUGUGAAGUUUCUGGGUCAGGACUAUGAGAGUCUGAAAGCCCAGUGCCUCCAGAGUCGGAAGCUGUUUGAGGAUACUUUGUUCCCUGCUAUCACAUCUUCUCUGGGGUUCAAAGAGCUUGGCCCCAAUUCCGCCAAGACCUACGGAGUGCGGUGGAUGAGGCCCACGGAGUUCUGCAAAUGUCCUGAGUUCAUCGUAGGUGGAGCCACUCGCACAGACAUCUGCCAGGGAUCUUUGGGUAAGUGCUGGCUGCUGGCAGCCAUUGCUUCGCUGACCUUAAACGACAAUCUUCUCCACAGAGUGGUUCCACACGGACAGAGUUUCCAGCAGGAAUAUGCCGGCAUCUUUCACUUCCAGUUCUGGCAGUUUGGUGAGUGGAUGGAUGUGGUGAUCGAUGACCGGCUGCCAGUGAAGGAUGGGAAGCUGCUUUUUGUCCACUCUGCAGAGGGAACCGAGUUCUGGAGCGCGCUGCUGGAAAAGGCCUACGCUAAGUUGAAUGGCUGUUAUGAGGCUCUCUCAGGCGGCAGCACGUCCGAGGGCUUUGAGGACUUUACAGGCGGCGUGACGGAGUCGUUUGAGCUGAGAAAAGCCCCAUCUGACCUCUUCAGCAUCAUGAGAAGGGCCGUAGACAGAGGAUCGCUGCUGGGCUGCUCCAUAGACAUCACCGGCACGAGUGAGAUGGAGGCCGUCACGUUUAAGAAGCUGGUGAAGGGACACGCCUACUCUGUGACUGGUGUGGAAGAGGUGAAUUACAGAGGAAGUCCGACCAAGCUGGUUCGCAUCAGGAACCCCUGGGGGGAAGUGGAGUGGACCGGAGCCUGGAGCGACAACUCCAGAGAGUGGGACAGUGUGGAUAGCUCUGCCAGAAGUCGGCUACAAAUACGCGGCGAGGACGGAGAAUUCUGGAUGUCAUUCAAUGACUUCCUGCGCGAGUUCUCCCGUCUGGAGCUCUGCAACCUGACGGCUGACGCCCUGGAUAACAGCCAGGUGAAGAAAUGGAGCACUUCGGUCUAUUCAGGAGAGUGGAGGAGGGGCAGCACCGCUGGAGGCUGCAGGAACUUCCCAGCAACCUUUUGGCUCAACCCACAGUUCAAGAUUACGCUGCAGCACCCCGACUCCGGCCAUUCAGACUGCAGCUUCCUGGUCGGCCUCAUGCAGAAGGACCGCAGGAAGAAACGGCGUGAGGGCGAAGACAUGGAGACCAUCGGGUUUGCCCUGUAUGAGGUUCCAAAGGAGUUUAUAGGCAGUUCAGCAGUCCACCUGAAGCGAGACUUUUUCCUCACCCACGCCUCCAGCGCUCGCUCAGAGACCUUCAUCAACCUGAGGGAGGUCAGCUCGCGUCUGAAGCUGCCGCCCGGGGAGUACAUCGUCGUCCCCUCCACCUUUGAGCCAAACAAAGAGGCCAACUUUGUCCUCAGAGUUUUCUCUGAGAAACCCGCCAACUCGGAGGAGCUUGAUGAUGACGUCGUAGCAGAUCUUCCACCAGAGAUUCAGCUGGAUGAGAGCCAGAUCGACAGCUCCUUUAAGAACCUCUUCAGACAGCUGGCCGGGCCGGACAUGGAGAUCAGCCUCACAGAGCUGCAAACCAUCUUGAACAGGAUCAUCAGCAAACAUAAAGACCUGAAAACAGAUGGCUUCACACAAGAAGCUUGUCGCAGCAUGAUAAGCCUCAUGGACACGGACGGCAGUGGAAAGCUGGGCCUGACAGAGUUUCAUGUACUCUGGGAAAAGAUUAAACGAUACCUGACCAUAUUCAGGCAGUUUGACUUGGACAAAUCGGGCACCAUGAGCUCCUAUGAGAUGAGGAUGGCUCUUGAUUCUGCAGGUUUCAAGCUGACCAACCAACUGUUCCAGCUGAUUAUCCUGCGCUACACCGAGGAUGACAUGACUCUCGACUUUGACAACUUUGUCAACUGUCUGGUGCGACUGGAGACCAUGUUUAAAACCUUUAAGACCCUGGACACAGAUAAAGACGGUUUCAUAACCCUCAACUUCCAUCAGUGGAUUACUCUGACCAUGUUUGCCUAGAGAUGAGUGGACUCUUGCACUGCAUCCUGCUGCAGCUUCAGGCCCAGUAUGUGUUGUUUCAGAAGUGCCUUUUUUUCGGCGCCAGUUCUUCCUCUCGCUGCCGAAGCCCUCUGAUGCUAAACAACUGUAAAUUGAGCUCUACAGUGUCUACUUUAGAAAUAAUGUGCCAAACCGUUACUUGUCACACGUUUUGCUAACAGAGGAAAGCUCCCUUCUCGUAGGCGUUCAGUUUGCUGAGCUACAACCUUUUUAGCUUUACAAACAUUUCUUGUCUUGGGGCAGUUACUCUGGGGGAAGAAAAAAACAUAUUGUUAAAUUUCAAUUAGUGAAGACAAGAAAUAUGUUGUGAAAUGUUACUUGGUGGAAGAAAAAAAACAACCUAUUUUCUUAAAAAUUACCUUCUAAUCAUAGUCGUUCAUGUUUAAAGGGCUUGUACUGUAUCUACCACGUUUUUAAAAGACCAAACCUGGCUUGUAAGAACUGACUUAUAAGAAAGUAAAUAAAUAAAUUAAGCAACUGAAUAAAUUGAUGAAUUGACUAAUAAACACUCAUUAGCAAUAGCCCAAAAUGCCUAAAUAAAGGAAGGGGUAAAUGUGUAUUAAUUCUGAGGGGUUAUUUUCCGUUAGCAGGAUUUAGCUGACCUUUAGCAUAUUUUCAGGAGAAGUAAGGGCCGGACUGGGAUAAUAAUUUAGACUGGGAAUCUAACAGCAGUUAGGCAGCAGGCCAAUACCACAUUCACAGCAGCUCAUGUAUACUGUAACGUUUUUUCCGUUUACUCUUCGGAUGGCCAUUCUCCUUAAUUAUGUCUCAUAAGUUGUUGCAGCAAUUUUUGGAUUGAUACUGAGAUACAGGUUGUUACAUAUAUUUGAUUCAAAAUGUAACCACGUUUGACCACUUGAGAAUUGGUUAAUAUAAAUUUAAACAUUAAUGCACCAAGACUUUGAUGAAUACCAUAGAAAAACACAUUACACAUGGGAAUUAAACACUUAAACACAUUUUUUUUGGUGAGCACAUCUGUUCUGAAAACUGCUCAGAAUCCCCCUUAUUGUCAAUAUACCUAGAAAAGCCAUACAUUCUCUUAAUGCCCUAGUUUGUUGUUUUAAAGUUUCACAAGGCUAUUCCCAUAAAACCCAUUUUCAUUCAAAAUGACAGGUCAGGAGACCAUGGCCCUGUCAGUUUUUCCCUCGCCAAAAGCCUAAAGCUGCAUCGUUAUUUAGAUAGCAUUACAUGGUUGGUGCAAAUUAAUUCCUUAGAUCUUCUAGUCCCAUAUGAUACCAAUAUCUUCCUUUUGAAGUCUGCUAGGUCUCUAACACAGUCUGUCAGUUUUAUGUAGGAACUAUUUUCUUUCUACUGCACUGCAUCUGCCACUAUAUAACCGAGCAGAAGAAGUGUCCCGAAGGAUCAAGAGGCAUAGACGACUUUGCUUGCUUCUGGGUAUUAGUUCAUAGCUACAGCCCAGUACGCCAUGAAUGUUUAUGUCUCUGUGAUGCGGUUGGCAGCAGCUGUAGUUCGGUAGUUGGUACAUAAAACUGCUCACAACCAAGCCUGUGGAUUAUCACUAAGUGAUAAGAGAAAAAAAAUCCUGUUAGUCCACCAAGAGUUAAUGUACUUGAGGACAAUCAGCAAAAUACUCCAGAGCUUUAUUUUUUCUUUUUAAACCUGCUGUCAGUUAUUACAAUCGGUGCCAGAUGUGGUCGAUGUGGACAGCUGUUGAGUGUGCUAGCUUUUUCUCCAGCCUGUUUUUAAUGCUACACAUUCAGCGCCUAUGAAUGUGCGCAACAUGUAUCUCUAAUCUGCCUUUGUAGCGACAUUGCCGGCCUGGUACUAUCUGUUUACAUCUAGUGCCAAACUUUGCCUCAGCACCAAGAGUCCACUCAUUAAGCUUCACUGAGCCCUGCAGUGUGGAGACAAUGAUGGCGUGCUGACAAUGUGUUGAUUUAUAUUUCCUUAAUACCAAUACUUGUUUAGCUUUAAGACAUUACUUAUUAUUAUGCAUGGCACUUUUUAUUGACUGUUUUGCCAAAUAUGAAAAGAAAAAUAAUUUUAUAUCAUGGUUGUAGCUGGGUAUCAUAGUUAAAAAGGGAUGCAUCGUCCUUGUUUAAUCCUGCUUUUUUGAAAGGAACAAGUACAUGUCAAUACUUUAGGUGAAGGUAAACUAUUAUGCAAGUUGGAUGGGAAUGUUGUAUGCAUGCAGUGUAAAAUGUGAUAUACUGUAUAUUGUAUAUUGUCUGCCUGCCAAAUUAUGUUCAACCAGGGGAGCAAGUGUUUUAUUUGAAGGGUUUUUUUCCAAAAUAUGGAGGAUCUACAUUUUAACUGUUGUCAUUUUCUUAUCAAGCAAGGAGUUGGAAGUGUUUCAAAUGCCAAAAUAGUUAGUUUUACCAAUUAUUUCUGUGUUUUUGGAUUUGGAAUUGAAUUUGAAACAUUUAAUCAAAAAUUGAAAGGUAAAACCUUAAGAUAGUCCAGCAUUCAUGUCUUCAGUUUUUGCAGUGUAAUGCUUAUGUAACAUUACCUAAUGUUUACAAUGGUAACAUUGGUGUCCCUUUGGACCCAGUCAUCAUGCAAUACAUUUAACUGUGUAGCGUCUCUGUAAAACAUAUAUACACACUUUGACAAUAAAAAUGGGGAUUUUAC
Molecule: messenger RNA, 5105 nt
Organism: Etheostoma spectabile (orangethroat darter)
Lineage: Eukaryota; Metazoa; Chordata; Actinopteri; Perciformes; Percidae
Gene: capn1
Product: calpain 1
Exons: 21
Coding region: 360-2474 (704 amino acids)
Biological process (GO): proteolysis
Cellular component (GO): cytoplasm
Molecular function (GO): calcium-dependent cysteine-type endopeptidase activity; calcium ion binding
Source: RefSeq, a predicted model, not a curated record